Molecule: messenger RNA, 222 nt
Organism: Prunus armeniaca (apricot)
Lineage: Eukaryota; Viridiplantae; Streptophyta; Magnoliopsida; Rosales; Rosaceae
Source: the annotation of a GenBank genome assembly
AUGCUGGAUAUGGCAGAGGCAUUCAAAUUCAGGCUGCUUCAAUCCACUCCUUAUUAUGCUCAAGCUAACGGGCAGGCAGAAUCAAGCAACAGGGUAAUCAUCAACAUUAUCCGAAAAAUGCUUGAGAAGAACCCAAAGCAAUGGCAUGAGAAAUUGUCAGAAACUCUAUGGGCAUAUAGAACUUCAAAGAGAGAAGCAACUGACAUGACCCCUUACGCUUAA